Molecule: messenger RNA, 990 nt
Organism: Penicillium brevicompactum
Lineage: Eukaryota; Fungi; Ascomycota; Eurotiomycetes; Eurotiales; Aspergillaceae
Product: phenylacetaldoxime dehydratase family protein
Exons: 1
Coding region: 1-990 (329 amino acids)
Source: RefSeq, a predicted model, not a curated record
AUGUGGACUGUGAAAUUUCCCGAUGACAAGCCUUUUGUUUAUUCCAUUUUUGGGAUCCAAUAUCCCACCGGACAGCCCAAUGAAGAGCAAUCAGAUCUUAAAACCCGAUUCAAUGAUUUGAUCACCGGACACCCCGACCACGUCGACCGAUUGAUACAAGAUGGCUGUGCAUCGAUUGCUGGCGGAAGAACACAUAUCUGGUUAGCCUACUGGAAGUCAAAUGCGCAGUAUGAAUCCUGGUGGAAUCAGAAAGAAGUUGUUCAUUUUUGGAACACUCUGUCAGCCGGGUCCGGCAUGUGGAGGGAGAUCCUGAAACCCUCCCCUCGUCGAACCCAGUAUGGAACCAACCAAUUGUCCAAAACAGGGAUGGGUCACUUGGGCGACCGGGCCUCUCUCGGUGAACAUGCCGGAUACUGGGGCUGCUAUCGGCAACGCAUGGCGGAUGCGGCCACCGACAAGUUUGCAACAGACUCGGGCUCUGUUUGUCCUCACAUGGCAUCCAAGAACGACUCUGAUCGCGUACAUUUCACGGAAUUUCCAGAGAACUUGUGCUUUGUAGUUGAAGGCCAGGAUCAUUCUGCUCUCACGGCCGACGAGCGCGCGUACUGGUUUGACAAUUUCGAUAGCUCCGUCAAUGAAUGGAUUUCGGACCUUGUCAAGUCAGGACCUGAAGCUGGAAUCCUCGAUGCCAGGCUCUGUUAUGAGCCUGAAAGUGGUACAUUCCGUGAAUCCGAGCCCAGGGCGAUGAAUUAUAAUAAAAAAGUUCAACUGUUCUUUUUUAGGGAUCUCGGCCACAUGGAGCGGAUUGGGCGUCUCCAUAAAGGUCACGCUGACUUGAGGAGACGAUUCCUUGAGUCUUAUGGACCUGGUGGAGCGAUGGAGAAUGGAAAGAUUUGUUUGUGGGUUGAGACUUCGGUCUUGAAAGCGGAUGAGGUUGAAUGUGAAUAUGUUGGCUGCGUUCAAGGCACUGGUUUCAUGUCGAAGGGUUAA